This is a messenger RNA of Astyanax mexicanus (Mexican tetra), 1643 nucleotides long. It is a transcript of the gene edn3b, whose product is annotated as endothelin 3b. Bases 551 to 1057 code for a protein of 168 amino acids. The record is from RefSeq and is a predicted model, not a curated record. Lineage: Eukaryota; Metazoa; Chordata; Actinopteri; Characiformes; Acestrorhamphidae. Gene Ontology annotation, biological process: vein smooth muscle contraction; regulation of vasoconstriction; regulation of systemic arterial blood pressure by endothelin. The transcript has 4 exons. Gene Ontology annotation, cellular component: extracellular region. Gene Ontology annotation, molecular function: endothelin B receptor binding; hormone activity.
AGAGCUGCACACUGCUACAAGCCCCAUCACUGCAGCUGUAGUAUAACCGGGUAUUUCAGCUCCUUCCAGCUUCUGCUGGGUUUGUUUACGCGGGGCACUAAUUGCAGCGGCGCUGAGGGUUUGUUGCUCAUUAGAGCGGCUGUUAAAGCGCCUAUAAACUUUUAUAAAAUAGGCUGAACGCUAACUGCUGCUGCUGUGCGCGCGAGACACUCCCUGCAGCCCUCACUCAGGCGCGCGCGGCUUCACUGCUUCUUAUAAUAAUAUCUCUGAGAGUCUCACCUCCCAGUGCAUUGGGGUCAGUCAGCUCUCUCUUUCCUCUCAGGAGCUCCUCAGCUCCUCGCCUGCCCUCCUCUGAAGCUCUUCUUUUUCAGGGAGCUGACCAUGUAGGAGCUCCAGCCGGCUGUUCCUUCAAAAAAACCCGGGAACUUUCCUUGUAGUUAAGAUAACAGGGGUGAUAAAGGCAGAGCUCGUGCAUGGCAGCUUUAACACUGGUAUUUUUACCUUUACCUGCGUAAUUUUUUCACUCAUCUGAGUGAAAAAGCACUGAGGCAUGGCGGGUCUUCUGCUCUGUGUCCGGCUGUGGGUAAUUCUGAGUUUAAUCAGCGUUUUCACUGAAGCCAGAUCAUCGUUGUGGCCAGGAGACACCAAGAACGCCCAGCUGCAGUCAUUUGAACUAUCCAAUUCUGCUGACCCAAAGCAGAGUUCCAGCCACUACAAAAGUGCAGAGACCCUGCUGAGUAAAGAGGCUCAGGCUCAUCAGAGACCCAGACGAUGCACAUGCUUUUCCUACAGAGACAAGGAGUGUGUAUACUACUGUCACCUGGACAUCAUCUGGAUCAAUACGCCAGAGAGAACAGUUCCUUACGGCAUGUCCAGCUAUCGCGGCUCUCAGCGGGUCAGGCGCUCCAGUGGCGGCGCAGCAGCAGUAGAACAUCAGCGUUGUACCUGUAGAGACCAGAAUGACACACGGUGUCAUAACUUCUGUGAAACGAGAUGUAAUCACCAAAGGAACAGCCAUGAUGAUCUCAACACAGAAAGGGCAUCAUACAGACCCUAAGGAGGACAAGGCUUCUGGUCUCACCAUCUUUGAGAACAUCAGACUCCGCUUAAUGACCUUUAAGGUUCAUCUGGCCUUUUUUCUAACAGCUGCAUUUGAAGUCAUCUCUCUGAAGAAAAGCUCUUCUGAAGGAAAGGCUGUGAGGGAUGACCACUGUGAAGUGAGGACCUGAACCCUGACUCUGACUCCUGGACGAUCUAUGCGCUGCCAUUAUUUCAAAUGGGCUGAACUGUGCCAGAAAGGAAGUGACCCCAAAAUCCACAGAUGUUUGUUUCAUUAUCUUGAGCUCUAAUCCUUGUUUCAGUGGAAACUUUGUUUUGUGGGACGUUGGAAUGUUGCUUUAAUCACUUGUGCACCUGAUACCAAAAAACUCUAUUUAUGGACAAUGGGCAUGAUCUGAACAUGGAAGGGCAGAACAACGUUAGGCCUGGCAACACUGUUAGGCCUGAAAGAAAGGACUGCACAAUGAUAAAAUGCUGGACCUCAGAUAUCUUAAAGGAAUCUAUAACUUGUAUAUUAUUGUUUCACAUGACUACCAUGACAUGACAUUUUUCCUACUAAAAUACUCCCUUUUGUUUUUAAGAGA